Messenger RNA from Mya arenaria, 1770 nucleotides. RefSeq names its product beta-1,3-galactosyltransferase 5-like. NCBI's taxonomy places the organism in Eukaryota, Metazoa, Mollusca, Bivalvia, Myida, Myidae. The record is from RefSeq and is a predicted model, not a curated record. Gene Ontology annotation, cellular component: membrane. Bases 1 to 1005 code for a protein of 334 amino acids. Gene Ontology annotation, molecular function: hexosyltransferase activity. The transcript has a single exon.
AUGAAGAAGAUACUAUACGUGUACGGCGUACUAAUUUUGUGGGUAUUUGUGUUGAGCUUACUUUUGAUAACAAAGAAAGGUUUCAUUGCUGAUCACUCAUUUCAGUCACAAAGUUCAAUAACGUACAAUGAAAACAUAAUAAACGACAGCAGACGAGGCAGAAUAUCCUACAAAAACAUUGACUUAGAGUUCUCAUUCAUAUUCGAACCUACUGAAAUAUGUAAAUGGAACCCACACUGGAUAAUAUUCAUACAUUCGGCUCCAAAAAAUACUUUACAAAGAAACGCUGUUCGGACGACAUGGGGCAAGGACUGUUUCAACUCUUCAAGUCACAAUAUCAGCUGUGUUUUCGUGGUUGGGACGACACGUGAUGAUAACAACGCAAUCAGUGAACUAAAAUCUGAAACAAAUUUUUUCAAAGAUGUUAUUGUUGUUAACAUAUCUGAUACGUAUGCAAACUUAACUUAUAAAACAAUGGCAGGGUUGAGGUGGACUGAUUUAAAUUGUCAAAGUGCACGUUUUGUUAUGAAAACAGACGAUGAUAUGUUUGUGAAUACAGAGUUACUGCAAGCAUCUGCUUCCAAAUAUAAUUCUUCGCAUUUUAUCGGUGGUCGCUGUUGGGGCCCGGCAAAACCAAUACGUAACAAACAAUCUAAAUGGUUUGUAAGUAUUGAACAAUACAACCGGACGCAUUAUCCAGUAUUUUGCAGUGGAUCAGGAUAUAUCAUAUCUAAAGACUUAAUUCCAAAACUUUUGAAUAUAUCUGCAAAGAUUCCUUUUCUUUAUUUAGAGGACGUUUAUAUUGGGCUGUGUGUUAACGCAUUAGGUUACACGCCUAAAAACUUAAAUGGAUUUAAUAAUGGAGCGGUAAAAAUGUCGAAAUGCAACUAUUCUAAAUCAGUCAUAACAGCGCACGGAUUUAAUCCAAUAAGAUUUUGGCACGUAUGGGAAGAUAUUCAACAGUGUAGGAAUGGAUCUGUUAAAGACACGAGGACUACGCCCUAAAUGUUUUAAUAUACAUGUCAUCGUUCAUGACUUGUGAUAGAAAGUUGAGAGUUAAAUAAUUAAGAUUGCCACAAUUAUUGUAUGGACCAAUUGUAGAGAUUUUGAUCUGUUAAUUAACUUCGAUACAAAUUAUUGUUGUAAGACAUUUUCGAUGAUUUAACAAUUUAUGCUAGGUUAAAAAAGUUCAAUAAAUUAGAAAGAUUAUAUACUUACAAGAAUGUGUUUACUGUUAAUGUGAUACAUUACAUGCUGGCAUAUUGUUGCAUGGAGAUGAUUGUUCACAUAGACUGAUGUACAUACUUUUCUUAGUCAUCUUGAACUACUUAAUUUCUUUUGUCUUCCUAAACUUAUAAACUUAAUUGAUAACAAAGUCUUUGAUUUGUUAAUAAUUAUUUACCAUUUUUAAGUUAAAAGUGGAGUUAAGCAUAUUUUCCUUCCUCUAACAAAUGUACACAUAAUUUGUAAAAUGGUUAACAUUUGUAUUGAAUUCAGUCAUCAAGGUAAUGACAUAUGCUUUUUGUUUAUAUUCAUGCUAUAGAACAAUACUCAUUUGCAAUACAUUAUUGUCCGUACAUGGAUUUUCUUUCUUCUUUUUUUGUCAAUAACAUGAACACACUCAUUUAAUGUUUAUUAUGGAAUGUUAUUCUUAGGCAUUCUUAUUUUUCUUUUUUACAUAAUAAACUUGACUACGCUUCCAAAUAAGAAAUUAUGUCUGUUUACUUGCGCUUCAGACUGUACGCUCUGUUUACAUUUUGGUCAAACGUC